Molecule: messenger RNA, 435 nt
Organism: Verticillium dahliae VdLs.17
Lineage: Eukaryota; Fungi; Ascomycota; Sordariomycetes; Glomerellales; Plectosphaerellaceae
Exons: 1
Coding region: 62-418 (118 amino acids)
Source: RefSeq, a predicted model, not a curated record
GAUGCAGGUGCAUGUGCACCACACACACCCGCGGUUGUCCGAAUUAUCUGCAUAGCCGCCGAUGCCACAGCGCGACACAGUCGAGCGUCCUUGGGUGCCAUCAUCACAAGUUCCCUCCCGAAACACCCAGGUCGGAGUUUUAUCCAUACGCGGCAACGCCUCGUGCCCAGAACCUGAGCUAUCACACAUCCUCACAUGCGAUACAGCGCCUCAGACGAUGUUCCUCGUUACACUUCCCGAUACUUACAACUUCGGCGCUUUCAUCCUCUCUUGUUGGUGGGGCUGCUGCCUCCUGCGCCCCUCAACAGAUCACCGUAUCAGAUCAACACCUUGCAUCGGGACAAUUGUGUUGCAUCAUCAUAGCCUUGUGCUCUACGCUACGUGCGCUGUGCACCAUUCUACUUGGCUCGUCAGUUAAUAGAACUAUCAUUCAUC